Molecule: messenger RNA, 2076 nt
Organism: Cladophialophora psammophila CBS 110553
Lineage: Eukaryota; Fungi; Ascomycota; Eurotiomycetes; Chaetothyriales; Herpotrichiellaceae
Exons: 2
Coding region: 1-2076 (691 amino acids)
Biological process (GO): positive regulation of transcription by RNA polymerase II; negative regulation of transcription by RNA polymerase II
Cellular component (GO): transcription regulator complex; nucleus
Source: RefSeq, a predicted model, not a curated record
AUGGCCCAAAGUUUCCCGCAUCAUGCGGGCAUCGCUCCGGGUCAUCCUGGACUGCCUCCGGGCCAUCCCAUGGGAAUGCAACAUCCUGGCGCUGCUCAUAUGGGAGGUCAACCUGGUCCUGGUAUGAUGCAGGCCAUGCACCCAGGGGUGUCUGCUCCUCAAGUUACUCAAGGUCCAAUGGUUACUGGUAUGCCGCCCGGUGCUGGAACUCCGGCCCCAGGCCCGAUGCACAACGGCAUGGCCAUGGCCCAUAUGAACCCUCAGCAAGCCAUAUUUCAACAGCAUAACCCGCAGAUGAAUUAUAGCCAAGGGAUGAUGACGCCGCAACAGCAGCAAUUCAUGGCUCGCCAGCGCAUGAUGCAGCAGAUGUCGCAAGCUCAAGCACAAGGCAUGCCCAUGGGGAUGCCAAAUGCGCCCGGCUUUAAUCAGGCACAGUUGGCGCAAAUGAAGAUGGGCAUGGGCAUGCACCCGCAGAUGCAGAUGAACCCCAACCAUCCCCAGAUGCAGACCUUGCAGCAACAUCAACACAACCAGCAGCAGUUGAUCCGAGCGCAGCAGGCCCAAGCCCAGGCGCAACAGCAUGCGGCGCAAAUGGCAGCCGUUGCUCAGAACCAGAGGGCGGUGGCUCAACAGAUGCAAAUGUCACGGUCGCAGGAACAAACCACUCAACCUCCACAAUCGCAACCCACGCCCGCUCCACAGACACAACCUCCUCAGCAACCUCCUCCGACCUCCCAACCCCAGGCUCAGCCAGCGCAACCCAAACCCCAACCGCCACAGCCACAACCCGCAAAUAACCAACAACAAAGCCAGCCGGCCAACCAACCAGUUAAGACGACGGAACCAGAAGAGGAGCCUCGCGGGAUGAAGCAACAGCAAGAAGCGGCCGCCAACAUGAUCCUGUCUGAACUACCGAAACAAGACAUGAUCGGUGGCCAAUGCAUUCUGAAGCUGAUCGAGUACCAGGAUCUUCUCGCGCACCCGGAGCGACCAAAUGAUUUGGACUACUGGGAAGCAUUGAUUACCAGGUUCUUUUCACCGAUCGGGUCGUUGAGGCAGCAGUUUUUCAACAACAAAUCUGGCGGUGACAAAUCCUUCCAGCUCCAGUUUCCUUCCUUGGCCCGCUACUACCACUCCUAUUUUGCGAGCGGGGUCAAGCAAAUCCUGUUACAGUCUUUCGAACAUACCCAAACCAAGACAGCCAACGGCGGAGUCCAUAUCACGAGUAGCAGUGCGAGUCUUACUUAUGUUUUUGGCAAUGAUAUCCGAGUAACAACGAACGGACAGUUGCGCGUCCUUUUCGAUGACGUGCAAACUAUUGAGCACCUGAACAUCAGCUCGACCGGAUGGCAAGAGUACAUUCCACGAAAUGUGUUGCUACAGCCUACAUCGCCGGAGAUGAAGCAGAGCCCCAAAAUUACGAACAAGAACGUCAAACGAACGCAAGGCAAGGCAAAUGUACCAGGAGCAGGGCCCGUCAUACCCAGCUCGGGUGUUAGUGAAUGGGGUGUCCCCCAGCACAUCUCUCAGUUCUUAGAGAUUGCCGAGGUCAUGACAGCCAUGGGCCCACUCAUGGAAUAUUACCAGCAACAUCCGGGAAUCUCUCCCAAAGACACGUUACUGCGAGUCACGCAAGAGAAUGCCCAGAACAUGGCCCAGGCUAACAACACGCGUUUGAACCAGAUGGCAAGGGCAGCCAAUGGCCAAGUGAUGUUUCCCAAUCAAAUGAACCCUGGUAUGAGCGGCCCAAAUAUGAUGAACUCCCCUGCAAUGGGGCACCUUAACGUUCCUCAAGCCCAAGGGUCGCCAAUGAUGGGAGGCCCGGUGCAUACCCCCAGUCCUGCACAGAAUCCCACCGCCGGAGGUGUGGCCAUGAUGCACCAGAUGAGCGCUCAAGGGUCAAAUCUCAGCGGCAGUCAAGGCCCAAGUACGAACACUAGUCCGAACGUUUCCAACAAGAGGCGACGUGCGAGUGUCGUCAAGUUAGAGGAAGAAAAUGCGCAGGGGGAGGUGAAUGGAGCCAACAAAGUCAAGCCAAGUCCGAAGCUUGGCAAGAGGCAAAAGGGAUCUGCAUGA